Lathyrus sativus (Indian pea) is the source of this 678-nucleotide messenger RNA. Lineage: Eukaryota; Viridiplantae; Streptophyta; Magnoliopsida; Fabales; Fabaceae. The record is from the annotation of a GenBank genome assembly.
AUGUUGGAAGCAAUGGAAAGUUCAGUGAACGGUGGUUUCUCGCAACAUUUACAGAGCUUCGGUGAUAGCAGUGAAGAAGAACUCUCAGUUCUUCCACGUCACACCAAAGUCGUUGUAACUGGAAACAAUCGCACCAAAUCGGUACUCGUUGGUCUUCGUGGUGUUGUCAAGAAAGCUGUUGGACUUGGAGGUUGGCAUUGGCUGGUUCUUACCAAUGGUAUUGAAGUGAAGCUGCAGAGGAAUGCUCUUAGUGUGAUUGAACCACCUACCGGCAAUGAGGUAGAUGAUGACCUUGAAUUUGAGAAUACUCAGUGGCAUGGAUCAGAUAUGGCAUCUGAUGAAACUCAAAAGUCCCACAAAUCAAGGCACAGGAUGCAUAGAUCAUUAGGAUCAUCUCACAAGAGCAUGAGCAGAUCCUUCUCUGUUGAUUCACAAUCCAAGGGAUCCAUUUCCAUGCCUCAUGGGUGGACGAAGGUUGAUUUGAGCAAAUUGGAAAUGGCUGCAUUGUGGAGAUAUUGGCGACACUUCAAUCUGGUGGAUGCUGUUCCAAACCCAUCCAAAGAGCAGCUGGUAGAUGUUGUUCAGAGGCAUUUCAUGUCGCAGCAAAUGGACGAGUUGCAAGUCAUUCGAGGAUUUGUCAAAGCUGCAAAGAGGUUGAAGACAACUAUGUGCAAAUGA